Adelges cooleyi (spruce gall adelgid) is the source of this 1739-nucleotide messenger RNA. It is a transcript of the gene Atac1, whose product is annotated as ZZ-type zinc finger-containing protein 3. The coding region runs from base 417 to 1574 and encodes 385 amino acids. NCBI's taxonomy places the organism in Eukaryota, Metazoa, Arthropoda, Insecta, Hemiptera, Adelgidae. Gene Ontology annotation, molecular function: zinc ion binding. The record is from RefSeq and is a predicted model, not a curated record. The transcript has a single exon.
UGGAAAAGAAAACCAUUUAACAACUAUUGCAAUCAUCGUUAUCAAACGCGGCAAACAGAUUGAGCUGAUAACAAUAUUAUGUUAUCGUGCAGUGCACAUGCUGUACUUUGUCGUGAUGGCUUUUUUGACAAUAAUUGUUGUUUCGUGCACUACAAUAAAAUAAAUUACCUACGUAUGCAGCUGUUAUAAAUGUUAAAUAAACCACCCCUUUUUUUAAAUGUAACAAUAAAUUAAAAAAAUAUUGACGCUUUUUAUAACGAUAACAUUGUUGUUUUAUUUUGUUGAACAUUCGCACGUUAUUUAAUUUGCAAGUGUUGUUUGAUGUAAAAAUACAAAAUUAAAAAUAUCUCUUGAUUUAGAGUGUCGGUAUUUCAGUUACUUGAUAAUUAUUAUUUUAUAAUAAAGUCGCCGUCAGUAUGGAUGCAAAUGUCGAUUUUGAAAAGUCGUCAACAACCGAGCUGGACGCUGGUGAAUUUUAUUUCGAAACCGAUUUUUAUUUACUGAAAAAGAACAAGGAUUACCAAAAUCUAUUGAAAACACUGGCCAUUCUCGAAGUGCAACGUUCCAUCAUAGUGCAAAACAUUGAAAAAAUAGUUGAAUUAGAAGAAAAAGUUAUCAAGAAUCCGUUGAGCAUUUUAAAUAAAAUUGUAAAACAAGAAGAUUUCGGUGUGUUGAAAAAAGUAACAGUUGCUAAAGUACCAAAAAUAGAUUGGUCUAAAUAUACAACACAUGAAGAAAGCGAACAAUCAAAACUAGUUUGUGACAUUAAUUUGCGGAAUAAAAACAUAUCCGACAAACAAGAAUUACAAAGCGCUAAUGCAACUGAUGUAGACAAGCCAGAAACAUUUAAAAAGCCUUGGUCAGUAGAGGAACAGUUACGCCUUGAAGAACUGUUAGUAGAAUAUCCUCCUGAAAGAAAUGAAAGUAAUAGACAUAGAAAGAUAGCGGAAGCAUUGGGUACGAGAAAUUUGCGACAAGUAUGCAGCAGAAUUCAAAAGUACAACAUGAAAAUGAAGAAAGUUGGUCAAAUUAAACCUAUAAAUGCAAGCGCAAAGAACUUGAACAAAAAAACUGCUACUUUAAGUCAUAGAAACAUUGGAGCGUUAUUAAAACCAACUACGUUUAUUCCUUCUACCACAUUGUCAGAUGAUGUGGAUGUUUACAAUUCGGAUCGAAACAAUGUAAAGUUAAAACAAAAUAUUGAGAUGAGUAGCGAAAGAAAGUUAGAAAUUCUGGAUCAAGUAUUAAAAGAUAAACUGUCUGAAUCUGAUAAUUGCGUUAUCCAUAAAAAUUAUAAAUGUUGUAUGUGCCAGUUAGACCCCAUCUUAGGAACGAGAUGGAAUUGUUCGGAUUGCCCUUCUAUAGGAAGAAGUACUGAUUUCUGUAGCGAUUGUAUAGUUGAUCUUGUAAGGAAUAUUUUCGAAGAACCACCACAUCCUUUGGAUCAUUGUGUAAUUCCUAUUAAGCAUAUACAAGAAGAUGACAACUUAGAUAGCCUUGUUGAUCCAAAUUAUGUGCCAUUAGUAUUUAAAACUCAAAAUUAUCUGGACCCAAAUUUUAUGGUACAAAGUUAAUAACAUUAAGUAUAUUUAAAUAUUUACUUGUAUGUACAGUGUUUUUAACGUAUUAUUAUGUGUUUACUAUGUUAAUAUGUACAUUUAACUUUUUUAGACACCAAUGUGUCUUGUGACACAUUGACUAAUUUUAUUAUAAUUUUAAAUAACUAUGUUAUGUAUAAA